AUGGCUCCCGGUGCCAUUGAGACGGUGUCCAAAAACACCAUUGCGGUUGCGAACCGCAAACUCGGGGAUGAGAGCUCGCACGAUAUUGUACUGAAGAGCUUUCGCUUGUUGGUAGCAGAUCUGUGCCAACAAUUCAAUGGCGGUCAUCCAGGAGGUGCGAUCGGCAUGGCAGCCAUCGGAAUCGCGCUCUGGAAAUACACAAUGCGAUAUGCACCUCAUAGCCCUGACUGGUUUAACCGAGACCGAUUCGUCCUGUCCAACGGACAUACCUGCCUCUUCCAAUACUGCUUCCUCCAUCUCACUGGCUACAAGGCGAUGACCUUCGACCAGCUCAAGUCCUACCAUUCGGAGCGGGUGGACGCUUUCUGCCCGGGCCAUCCCGAGAUCGAGCACGAGGGCAUCGAGGUGACCACGGGACCACUGGGUCAGGGUGUUGCGAACGCGACUGGUCUGGCCAUGGCGACGAAGCACCUCGCCGCGACAUUCAACAAGCCCGGGUUUGAUGUCGUGUCAAAUCACACUUGGUGCAUGAUUGGAGAUGCCUGCCUGCAAGAGGGCGUAGCACUGGAGGCCAUCUCACUUGCGGGCCACUACAAGCUCAACAACUUGACGAUUAUGUACGACAACAACCAAAUUACGUGCGAUGGAUCUGUUGAUCUUACCAACACGGAAAACAUCAACGACAAGAUGCGAGCCUGCGGCUGGAACGUAAUCGACGUCGAAGAUGGCUGCUACGAUAUUCAGGGCAUCGUCAACGCCAUGGAUGCCGCAAAGAGGUCAGACAAGCCGACGUUUAUCAACAUCCGAACCAUCAUCGGCCUUGGAAGCAAGGUCGCAGGUACUGCCGUCGCUCACGGGGCGGCCUUCGGCAAGGAGGAUGUCGCCAACAUGAAACGGGCGUACGGCUUCGACCCGGAGCAGUUCUACGUCAUCCCCGACGAGGUCAGGGCCUUCUUCAAGAACCUCCCGGCCCGUGGCGACAAGUUUGUCGAGGAGUGGGAGCAGCUGGUCGACGACUACAGCAAGGAGCACCCAGAGCUGGCCAAGCGCUUCCGGGCCCGCAUGGCCGGCGAGAUCGACCCUAGGUGGCAGGAGCUGAUCCCCGCAAAGACCGACUUUCCUUCCAAGCCGACGUCGACACGUGCGGCUUCUGGUGUCGUGUUCAAUGGCAUCGCCAAGAACAUCGACACCUUCAUGGUCGGCACCGCUGAUCUUUCUCCUUCCGUGUACAUGUAUUGGCCCGGAGCCAAGGACUUUCAGCAGCCUGACCUGGUCCCCGCUCGGGGUGAGCCUGGCGACUACACUGGGCGUUACAUCCACUACGGUAUCAGAGAGCAUGCAAUGGGUGCGAUAGCAAACGGAAUGGCUGCCUUUGCACCGGACACCAUCAUCCCUGUGACGUCCUCCUUCUUCAUGUUCUACCUAUACGCCGCGCCGGCAGUGCGGAUGGGUGCGCUCCAGCACCUGCGCGCCAUCCACGUCGCCACACACGACUCCAUCGGCAUGGGCGAGGACGGCCCGACCCACCAGCCCAUCGAGCUCGCCACCCUCUACCGCGCCAUGCCCAACAUCCACUACAUCCGGCCCGCCGACACGGAGGAGGUGGCCGGCGCCUGGAUCUCGGCCAUCCAGACCAAGGGCACGCCGACCAUCAUCUCGACCAGCCGGCACAGCCUGCCGCAGCUGGCCGGGACUUCCCGCGACGGCGUGCUGCGGGGCGCCUACGUGCUGGAGGAGGACGACGCCGCGACGCUGACGCUGCUGGGCGUCGGCGCCGAGCUCUCGCACGUCGCCGAGGUCGCGGCGCGGCUGCGCGCCGAACACGGCGUCCGGACCAGGGUCGUCAGCUUCCCCUCCUGGCGGCUCUUCGAGGCGCAGCCGCUCGAGUACAGGCGGGCCACGCUGCGGCGGCACAGCACGCGCGUGGUGGCGGUCGAGCCGUACGCGCCCAACGGGUGGGAGCGGUACGCCGACGCCGCGGCGUGCGUCACGCGGUUCGGGCACAGCCUGCCCUGCAAGGCGGCGUACAGGUUCUUUGGCUUCGACGCGGACUCGCUGCUGGGCAAGGUGCUUGGGUAUCUGGAGAGGGUCAAGGAGGACGAGCUGCUGGGGCGCGAGUUUGUGGAGUUGUAG
Thyridium curvatum is the source of this 2133-nucleotide messenger RNA. RefSeq lists its product as uncharacterized. The transcript has 5 exons. NCBI's taxonomy places the organism in Eukaryota, Fungi, Ascomycota, Sordariomycetes, Thyridiales, Thyridiaceae. The coding region runs from base 1 to 2133 and encodes 710 amino acids. Gene Ontology annotation, biological process: pentose-phosphate shunt. The record is from RefSeq and is a predicted model, not a curated record. Gene Ontology annotation, cellular component: cytosol. Gene Ontology annotation, molecular function: transketolase activity.